AAAUCAUUGGUACAACAUAGCCUUUCAAAUACAGCAGUCGUCCACUUGCUGUGUCAGCAAUAUGUCUGAAAGAAAAAGACAUGCUCCGUAACCUAGAUUUCAAAGGUCACAGUGCUACUGCUCCAGGAUUCUGAAAUUUACAGUUUAAGCCAGCAUCAUGGCUGGCUUGAAGACUUGGUCUGUUUUGCUGCUUAUACUGUACUGUUUCUGCCAGAGAGGUAUCCCAAGUGGAAUCUCGACACAUGUUGAAAUAGCACACAGAGCUCUGGAAUUUUUCAUACAUGAAGGGAGUGUUAAUUAUAGACAGUUGUUAUUAAAUCACCAAGAUGCAUUUCAGGCUGGGAGCAUUUACCCUGAUGCCUUUUAUCCUCCAAUCUGCAAAAAUGGAGCAUUCCAUGAUGUGUCUGAGGACACUCACUGGUCACCAUUUCUCAGUGCAAGUAUUCAGUACAUCAGAAGGAAAUACCCUCAGCCUUGGGAAGAGGCUACAGAGAAGCUGGUGGCUUUCCUGUUCGGAAUUGCCUCACAUAUGGUGGCAGAUGUGAGCUGGCAUAGCCUGGGCAUCGACCAAGGGUUUCUAAAGGCCAUGGGAGAAAUUGAUUUUCGUGGUUCAUACUCAGAAGCUCACAAUGCUGGUGAUUUUGGAGGAGAUGUACUGAGUCAGUUUGAGCUGGACUUCAGUUAUCUGGCAUCAAAUUGGUAUGUUCCUGUCAAAGACCUAGCAGCAAUCUACAAGGAAUUUUAUAAAAGAGAGAUCAUCAGUGAAAGCACAAUUACUGACUGUGCUUACUUGCUGUUUCUUGAACUGCAUGGAGAAAGGCUUGCUGUUGCCAAGCUUUUUCCAACAUACGCUCGUAAGUCUCCAUUUCUGGUGGAGAAGUUCCAUGAGUAUUUCCUGGGAGGAGUGGAUGACAUGGCCUUCUGGACAAACAAUAUUUUUGAGCUGACAAGCCAUAUGCUAGAGGAAGGAACCAGUGGCUGCUAUCUACCUGAGAAUCCUCUGUUUAUAAACUGCACAAGAGAGCACAAGGAGAGUUACGUAAACAGACAAUCAAAACUUGAGCCUCAAAAGAAUGCAACUUCUUUGCUUACAAAACCACUUGAAAAGAACCUGACUUACACAGAGAGAGGAGUUCGCUUCAAUAUACAGUCUUGGGCAACAAAUUCACUCCGCUUUAUAAACCAGGCUUUUGCAGCCAAAGUCUGGGGAGCAUUAGCAGCUACACAUCAAGAAUCUUCUAAGCACAUCUCCAAGCCUGUAGCUUCAUAUUUUCUGACUUCACCCUAUGCUAGACUUGGAUGGGCAAUGAUCUCAGCUGACUUAAACCAAGAUGGGUAUGAAGAUCUGGUGGUUGGAGCACCAGGGUACAGCACGUUGCGUCACAUUCAGAUAGGACGAGUGUAUGUGGUCUAUGGCAACCAAUCAGGUUUGCCACCAGGGGAUAUGGAUCUUGAUGGGAAAGCUGACCAAGUACUACAGGGUCAUCAGCCUUCAGGAAGAUUUGGUUCUGCCUUGGCAGUCCUGGACUUCAAUGAGGAUGGAGUGCCAGAUCUGGCAAUUGGAGCACCUUCUGUGGGAUCUCAGUUUCUUACUUACAAAGGUGCUGUGUAUGUCUAUUUUGGCACUGCAGGAAGAGGCUUGGCAUCUCAACCCAACAUUACCAUAACUUGUCAGUACACCUACUGUAAUCUUGGCUGGUCCCUCCUGGCAGCUGAUGUUGAUGGGGAUGGAAAUGCUGAUCUGGUUGUGGGCUCUCCAUAUGCACCUGGUGGUGGGCAGCAGAGAGGGCUUGUGGUUGCAUUUUACUCCUAUUUCAACAGGAGUGACCAAGGACUUCUGUCAGUACAGGAUGCCAACUGGAUAGUGAAGGGAGAAGAAAACUAUGCUUGGUUUGGAUUUUCACUUGCCAGCUGCCAGCUGGAGAACAUAACUUUACUGCUUAUUGGUAGCCCUACCUUGAAGAGUUGUGCUGGUUCAAGCUGCAAGCCCUCCUCAUCAGAUGUCAGUGUUGGGAAGGUGUAUGGGUAUAACCCACCAAGCACAGAGCACUGGUUUGCAGUAGCUGGCAACAAGGCGAUGGGCAGAAUGGGCUUGUCUCUGGCUAGUGGUGUCAUGUCUGUGGCUGGGAUCACAAAGACAGUUUUAGUGGUGGGUGCACCUACUACAGACAGCAUGUCUAGGAUUUCAUUUAUAUCCUCAGUGCUGCAUCAAGGUGGUCUGGCCCUAGUAUAUGAUCUGACAGACAGCACCAAGCCAUCUUUGCUCAGCACAUUCAGUGGGGACAGGAGGUUUUCUCGCUUUGGAGGAAAAGUAUACUUAAGUGACCUGGAUAAUGAUGGAUUAGUAUCCUAUUGUGCCUUGUGGGGAGGCAUUUCUAAAAGCCCAAGCAACUCAGUGUUGGAUGAAAUGAUCGUGACAUCCCCGCUGCGAACUACAGAUAUCUCAGUCCUGUUUGGGGGGGCAGCUGGCCGUGUUUACAUUUACAAUGGAAACCAGACAUCCUCAGGGGAUGUGACAGGCCACUGCAAAUCAUGGGCAUCUCCCUGUCCUGAGGACUGGGCACAGUAUGUCCUGAUUUCUCCUGAGGAACUAUCAAGAUUUGGGAGUUCUGUUAUCUCUGUGAAAUCUGAAAGAAAGAAAGAAAUUGUAGUGGCAGCAGAGAGAAGUUCGGCGAAAGCUCGACUUGGUGGAAGGCUUUUUAUCUACUCACUCUAACGUUCAUGGUAGCCUUUAAUACCAGAGCACAGCUGGUCUUUCAGUGAAGAAUCUGUAGAAUUUGUGAUACUUUCCUUAACCCAUGCAAACCAGCAGACAGCAGAAUUUUGAUAGGUGUUCUAGAUGGACAGAUAGGGUCCCUAUAAUGAAGGGAUAGUCAUUUUUUUAAAGCAAAGGAGAAUGUAAACAUUCAUGGUGGCUUUGACUUACAAACCAACCAAAGCUUUGUCAGUCAGGUACAAGCACAAAUCGAUUCUGUUGUGAGCAGUAGCACCACUUAACCUAGAAAAAGCAAGCUGGUCUCAAAACCUUUUAGAGGCUGAAAUGAGCAGGCUAAAUUUUAGUAGCGAUAUUUGGCUGUAUAAGGUAUGUUCAGUGGUCAGCUUCUUUACUGGUCAGAUUUUAGCAUUUUGACAAAACCAUAGAAGAAUACAGAUAGGGACUGUUACCAAAAGUUGGUGUCAAAAUAAUAAGCAUGGAGGAGGAGCUCCUCUAAGCCAGACAGAAAGGUGAGUGCCAAUCAAAAGGAUUGCUGCUGUCUGUAACAAGUCCCGAAGCCUGCAUUCAGGGUGCAGAACAGCUGGGAUCUCCCAGGGAGAAAAGCACAAGCAAGACUGAUUACAUCUUAAAAAAU
Messenger RNA from Dryobates pubescens (Downy woodpecker), 3350 nucleotides. It is a transcript of the gene GPLD1, whose product is annotated as glycosylphosphatidylinositol specific phospholipase D1. NCBI's taxonomy places the organism in Eukaryota, Metazoa, Chordata, Aves, Piciformes, Picidae. Gene Ontology annotation, molecular function: GPI anchor phospholipase D activity. Gene Ontology annotation, cellular component: extracellular region; extracellular matrix. Bases 158 to 2716 code for a protein of 852 amino acids. The transcript has 26 exons. The record is from RefSeq and is a predicted model, not a curated record.